AUGUUUGCCACGUGCUGCUCGCAUCCAUCCUCGCUCUCGAGCCUCCGGGGCCUCCCAGAGACAGCCCGCGGGCCCCUGGACGCUGCCUUCCCCUGCGGCGUGCUCGGACCCGAAGCUGGCCCUCUCCUUUUCCGGGCCUUCGCCCCUCAGGCCGCUGCGCAGGUUAUGAGUCGGGUCGGGGAACACAGGGGCCCGCCGGCCUCACCCACCCAAAGGACUUGGGCCCCAGGGAACAGCUUUUUCUUGUGCUUAUUGUUCGGACGGGGCCGACUGAGGCAGGGAAGGCGAGCUGCGGCGUCUCAGUCUGGGACGACAGAAAGCAAAAAGCAAACACAAAAACAACUCGGCCUUCCUACCUGCCUGAGGAGUGCUGACGCGAUCCCGAGAGGAUUCAACCGACUACUUGGGAACUGGUCCACAGUAGCGACCGGCGGCACUAGCAACCGACGGCGGCGGUACUGGAGCGUUGGCCGCCGGGGUCUGGCCCAUUUCCUCGGCCGGGGCUCGGGACGGCGGCAGGGGCGCGCCUCCGACGCGAGGGCCCGGGAAUCGCUAGCCUGGGUGUUGGAGGGGUGCUUGCGAAGUGUGGCGUGGAGGGGACGGGGCAGAGCCUCGGGCUGUGCCCGGCCACCGGGGCCUGCGGUCUGUGCCUUUACAACACCCUUCAGCGUGAGGCAUCAUCAGGCGCGUGCUGUGUGCAGACCCCAGCUUCCCCAUCGGAUGCCAGAGCAAAAGAAGAAAAGGUCUGAGGUGUCAGAGAAAAAGAAAAGGAAAUUCAAGGAGUUAGUGGAAGGAGAGAAGCCCCUAAAGAAGAAGAAGUUGAGUGUCAAGAUAUCCUCAGACCCAUUGGAUACAGAAAUUUCUCAGAUGGAUGCAGCAAGUGAUGAGGAAAAGCAAGAUGAGCAGGAACUGACUACAGAGGAAAUGAGAACCCUGGAAAGAAAACUGAAGAAGGAACGAAAGAAAGAACAAAAGAAACAGCUUCGGGAAGCAGGGAUACGUGUUGUAAAAGAAAACCCUGAGAAACCCUCUGGAGCCGAGUUGGCCUUAGACUAUCUCACUAGUUGGGCCAAUAAGCGUGAGGAAUGGAAGUUUCAGAAGACAAGGCAGACCUGGCUCCUGCUUCAUAUGUAUGACAGCAAUAAGGUCCCAGAUAAGCAUUUCUCCAUUCUGCUGGACUAUCUGGAGGGUCUGAAAGGAAGGGCCCGAGAGGUGACAGUGCAGAAAGCUGAAACGCUCAUGAAGAAACUGGAUAAUACAGAGCCUGAAGAUUCAAGCUUACUAGAGAAGAGUGAAAGAAUCCGGCAAAUCCUGCAGCUGCUUUCCUAAAAGAGAACAAGCCCACAUCUCUGCAGCUCCUCCAGCAGAAGAAAAGUUGUCUUCCCAAAAUCUCAGGAAAAGAUGACUCUCCCCUUCUCUCACCUGAAUGUAUAUGGAUGUGUGUGCACAUGUGCAUGCACACACAACAGAGUGUUUUUUCUAAAUUUCAGCGUCUGACCUUCUCCCAGGCAAAUUAUCUGGAGAAGGUAAAGAAGGCUUUGUUGUUCAAACCUAUUAUUUCUAUUUCUAGAUACAAGCUUUGGUUAUGUCUGAUGAUCUCUUUCUGAUGUGAUUUGAUCUUAUCGGGGAUAUAGAAAAAAAUGGUCCUUUUGUGUUUUUUUAAAUGUUCCUAGAUCAGAGUAUUAUCACCUUGAAAUGAUAUAAAGAGAUCCAAAUCCUUGGUUUUAGAAGGGUCUCCAAAGCCCAAGUUUGAGAAGGCGGGGGAAGGGAGAAAGGAGAGACAGAAAGAGGGAAAAUCAGUGUGUGUGUAUGUGUGUGUGUGUUUUACAAAGGAAUGGUUUUCACAAAUGGAUACAGAACACAGCCUUUACCCUGCCAGCUGUAAUCCAUCACUGUCAGCAGCAUAUGCAUAUUGUUGGGAUCUGUGUAUCCCACAAGUAGAGGGUAAUGAAUUGGGUUUUUUGGUAGUAACCUGUCUUGAGUUCAGCAAGGGAUCUCAGAGCUAUGGAGUGUCUCUAGUUUUAUCUCCUCAUUUUCCAGCUUUCCACAACACUUGUUGCUUGGUUACAGUGCAAGCACUGGAGUGGAGGGGAAAUGGGGGGAGGGAAGGGGUGCUGCAAAUCAGCCAAAUUGUGUACCUGGAUGGGCAGAAAAUGGAAUGGGUUGGCCUUAUUUUUAAUAAAAACAAAGCCUGGCCAUUGUGCUAUUAACUCUCA
Messenger RNA from Sarcophilus harrisii (Tasmanian devil), 2216 nucleotides. It is a transcript of the gene CHLSN, whose product is annotated as chromosome 1 C7orf50 homolog. Bases 1 to 1329 code for a protein of 442 amino acids. The record is from RefSeq and is a predicted model, not a curated record. The transcript has 7 exons. Lineage: Eukaryota; Metazoa; Chordata; Mammalia; Dasyuromorphia; Dasyuridae.